CGCCAAGACGCAGCGCUGGACAAGUUUCGCAAAUUUGCGUCAGCCAAGAAUGUGCACAUUACGCUCGUCGUGCACCCGCGCAAGGAGCAAGACGAUACUGACUUGAGCCUCUCGUCCGUCUUUGGCACGGCCAAGGCGACGCAGGAGGCCGACAACGUGCUUAUUCUCCAGCGCAUCAAGGGCGAGAUGAAGCUCGAUAUUCGCAAGAACCGGUUUGAUGGGACGCUCGGUUCGAUCCCGCUGGCCUUUGACCCGCGCAGCAACUGCCUCCGCGAGCGCUACGCGACGACCAUGCCCGAUGCCGUCGCGGCCGUGGACGCCGAGCACGAAGUGCACCGCAUGCAGUACGAUGUGUCGCCGCCGUCGACGUCGUAUGCGAGCGAGAUCAUUCUCGAGCCGACGCCCCCGAGCGUCGUUGCGCCGCGCCAGGUGCAGCAUUUGAACGGACGCCACGACGUGGCCGACGAGGAAGAAGAGCCCUUCUCCAUGUUUACGCCCAUUAUUACCAAGUAG
This is a messenger RNA of Saprolegnia parasitica CBS 223.65, 513 nucleotides long. RefSeq lists its product as hypothetical. NCBI's taxonomy places the organism in Eukaryota, Oomycota, Saprolegniomycetes, Saprolegniales, Saprolegniaceae. Gene Ontology annotation, biological process: DNA replication. The record is from RefSeq and is a predicted model, not a curated record. Gene Ontology annotation, molecular function: 5'-3' DNA helicase activity; ATP binding; single-stranded DNA binding. The transcript is spliced from 2 exons. The annotation marks the transcript as partial.